GUGUCGCCGCCCAGCACAGAGAUCAGGGCGGGCUGAGCGCAGCCUGAACCCGCUGAAAGAACAGUCACUCAGUGUCGUGUCGUGCGAGAGUCGGGCGAAGUGCUCCAGAAGGAUCGAUACUUGUCUUUGGGAAUAUAAUAUUCUAUUUUACUGAUCGUUUGAAUCUCUGAAUCUCUCUGAUCGGAUUCACUUACAUCUGUAAAUACGAGCAAUUCAUCUAACCCGCUGCUGAACAGAAUAAAAUCCACCAAAGGCGUGAGAUGGUGUCAUUCGAGAGCUUUAUUCAACACAACGCAGAGACAACCCCAUUACAAUUGCAUCAAUAUGACCUAUUAAGAGCUAGAGAUCAUCCGGGUAAUUCUCAAGAAACCUGUCGAGCACAUUUCUGGCAGGACCUGAAAUUUGGCAUGGAAUUGCAGGAGGUGGUAAAGCGAUGAAUAAGCUACGGCAGAGUUUCCGGCGAAAGAAAGACGUGUAUGUGCCGGAGUCCAGCCGACCGCACCAGUGGCAGACAGAUGAGGAGGCCGUACGUGGGGGCAAAUGCAGCUUCGCUGUCAAGUAUCUGGGACACGUGGAGGUGGACGAGUCUCGCGGCAUGCACAUCUGUGAAGAAGCCGUCAAGAGACUGAAGACGGACAGAAAGUUCUUCAAGGGCUUCUUUGCAAAAGCUGGGAAGAAAGCUGUGCGGGCGGUGCUCUGGGUGUCUGCUGAUGGCCUGCGGGUCGUAGAUGACAAGACAAAGGAUCUGAUUCUGGACCAGACAAUAGAAAAAGUGUCGUUCUGUGCUCCGGAUCGGAACUUUGAGCAUGCAUUCUCCUACAUCUGCAGGGACGGUACCACGCGCCGCUGGAUCUGCCACUGCUUCAUGGCCAUCAAAGACUCGGGGGAGCGUCUGAGCCAUGCGGUGGGCUGUGCAUUUGCUGCCUGCCUGGAGCGCAAACAGAAGCGGGAGAAAGAGUGCGGCGUCACGGCCACUUUUGACGCCAACCGUACCACCUUCACACGAGAGGGCUCCUUCCGUGUUACCACAGCAACAGAGCAGGCGGAGCGAGAGGAGGUCAUGCGGCAACUGCAGGAUGCCAAGAAGGACUCGGAGGUUGUGUUGGGUGGCUCUUCUGUCAUUGCGUCUAACCCAGCGGUCACCCUCGCUGGACCCAACGGCUCAUCCUCUUCUCCUCCUCUGCCUAUGGCUUCACUGGCUCCUCAGGAACCCAAUCCUCACGCCAUCCCCCGACGCCACGCCCCUGUGGAGGCCCUCGCCCGCCAAGGUUCGUUCCGGGGUUUCCCAGCGCUCAGUCAGAAAACCUCACCCUUCAAACGGCAGAUGUCACUGCGCAUGAACGAGCUGCCCUCCACCAUGCAGCGCAAGUCUGACUUCCCCAUGAAAAACACAGUGGUGGAGGUGGAGGUGGAGGGUGAGGGUGACAGCAUCAGCUCUCUGUGCACUCAGAUCACAUCCACCUUUAGUGGACCCCCAGAAGACCCGUUCUCAUCUGCACCCAUGCCCAAACCUGCCUCCUCACCACAGUCACCCUCUGUGCCAGCUGUAGUCAAUGGUGCGGCUCCUGUCUUCUCGCAACCCAGUGUCUCUGUAACUGCAAUUAACUCCCCAAUCCUACCGCCCCCGCUUCCUGUCAGAGAUACUAACCCCUGGGCCAAGACCCCAAGCACAGCCCCCUCGACAGCACAUACAGGUGGUGAGUGGCCGAGUCCUGCAUCUGCAGUUGGAGCUCUACCUGCAGUCAGCGCAACUCUUUCUGCACCUGCCCCAUCUCACAAACGCACACCAUCGGAAGCAGACCGCUGGCUGGAGGAGGUGUCCAAGUCUGUGCGAGCCCCUCAAUCUGCCGCCGGCAUCAUGAGGACGGAGACACCUCCUGCUCAACAGACCUUUCCUGUGCCCAUGCCUGUUCCAAUGGCCCCCGGCCCUACUGCACCGUUCAUGCACUCCAUACCAUCUGCGGUCCCUACUGUACCCCCACGCCAGCCUGCAUUCCACGCUCAGGCUCCAGCUUCCUUCCCAGUGUCCAACGGGCUCCCGUUUGUCCAACCGAGCUUUCCGGUGGUCGGAAUCACACCUUCACAGAUGGUAGCCAACGUGUUUGGUUCAGCCACACAAACUCAACCGAUCCCAGUGCCCAUUCCGGUGGCCCAGACGCAGAUUCAGUCUUCACCUUUCUCAACCCCACCAUUAGCCCAGUUUGACACCCAGGGUGUGUGCAGCCCCUUCGGCAAAUCAUUCCUACCUCCUGUGUCUAACGUCCCAGCACCGCCAAAAGGGAGUGCCGCUUUUAAUGGGACGAAUAGCUGGGCCGCAGUGGCGUCACCCGUGCCGUCUAUGGCUUUGCAGCCACAAACCGAUGCAUUUGAAGCUCAGUGGGCUGCCCUGGAAAGCCGCUCACAGCAACGUACCGCCCCCUCUUCCACAAACCCCUUCUCUAGCGAGCUCCACAAGACGUUUGAGAUCCAGCUCUAAGGAUUGGUGGAGUGGCCAAGAGUCACAAACAGACACUGAAGGACAACUUGAUAGAUGUUAGUGGAGGGACAACAAAAAGGGCAAACGGCCUGUUCGACUUGCAAACCACUUCAGCUCCAUUUCUCAUCUUUCCGUUUCUUUGUCUGUUCGUCGUGUCUGGUUUUUGCUUGUGACAUGAUCACUGGGGAUGACUGUGUUUAUGGGGGUGCUCCUAGAAUGCUGUUAUUGACAGUACUUGGAUAAAACUAGGCACAUUUGUGUCCGAGAUGAAUUGGAGUGACAAGAUGAUGGUGCCGCAUCUUAAAAAUAAAUCUUUUUAUGCUCUAACAUGACGACAUAUAGUUCAGUACCCAUACUAACCCGGCUCACGGCGCCCCCGAGCAGCAGGCUAGAUGACUGCUCCCAACCUUAAGGACAAGGCACUGAGAAUACCUUCCAGGUUCACAAGGUUCUUGUAGAACUUCACAAUCAGAAGAGGAAGCAAGAGAAUGCCAAAAUCUUUAUUUUUAUGCAUUAAGUAUAUUUUAAAUAGCUUUGAAAAUUUAACAGAAGAGCUGUAAAUAAUCUUUCCAAAGGUGUGCAGGCUUAUUUUGUGUGCAAACAGGAAAAGAGCAUAUGUAUAACGCGUGAAGGGACAGUUUUAAUUUCUCGUCUUGGAAUUUUUUAUUUUAGUCUAUGGCCAUCUUAAUGGUUUGGAUGUUUGUAAAUAGAUAAUCAAUAUGGACCCUGCAUUGGGAUUAAUCACACAGGUUCCAGAAAAUGUUAUCUGUCUUUCAUGUUGUCAAUUUAACCUUGUUUUUUGUACUAUAGUACUCAUCAGUACUUUGAUUUCUAUUGCCUACAUAUCAUUAUAACAUUUUUUUGCCAGUUUUAAUUCAUUUUAACACUAUUGACAGUGUCAUCUGUCAAGCCACUUAUGUUUUUAUUUUAUUUUAAGAAGAUAUCUAUUCAUGUUAGUACAAGCACUGUACUAAUUGAACAUUUGGCCACUUGUAGUUAAUAAGACAUCAGUCUGGUGAGCAUAGGUGAGCUGUGAUGAUCACAGUGGUGAAAAUAUCUCUGGAUCCAACUGUAAACAGAUUGCAUUGAAUGGAAUCAGUUGCUUUUUUACUUUGUUUGAUUUUUUUUUUUUGUUUCUGCUUUUCGUGCAAUCCCAUCAACCCCUUUGUUUUAUCAGAUGUAAACAUGACUGGUCCUGUUUUUAGGUUUUGAUUCCAUUUUGUAAGUAUUGCAUUGUAUUAUAACAAUUCUUUACGGGAAAAUUUAAUCUAAAAGAUUGAAUAAAAUGUUGGUGGUAGGGGAAAAUG
Myxocyprinus asiaticus (Chinese sucker) is the source of this 3783-nucleotide messenger RNA. RefSeq names its product protein numb homolog. The record is from RefSeq and is a predicted model, not a curated record. The transcript is spliced from 13 exons. NCBI's taxonomy places the organism in Eukaryota, Metazoa, Chordata, Actinopteri, Cypriniformes, Catostomidae. Gene Ontology annotation, molecular function: cadherin binding. The coding region runs from base 434 to 2476 and encodes 680 amino acids.